Molecule: messenger RNA, 3164 nt
Organism: Ixodes scapularis (black-legged tick)
Lineage: Eukaryota; Metazoa; Arthropoda; Arachnida; Ixodida; Ixodidae
Product: cocaine esterase
Exons: 10
Coding region: 3-2066 (687 amino acids)
Source: RefSeq, a predicted model, not a curated record
CCAUGCUGCUGUUACUCGCGAUCCUCUGGAUCCUCUGCGAUGCUGGAGGCGGACAGCAGCACCAGCAGCAACAACAGCAGCAGCAGAGGGCCCGGUUCACGCCGGUUCACCGUUUUCCACCGCCACCGAUCGUCCCAGUUCCCGGGGGUGGUGUCAAGAUCAGCCCCGAGCUGAUCAACCAGGCGCUUCAGCUCCCGCCCAACUACCAGGGUCAGGGGUCCGGAUUUGCGCCGCAGAGGAUGACUCAGCUGACUAUAUCUCAGGGUGCGUUGCGCGGAAGGAUGUCCAGCACUCCCAGUGGGAAAGGCAUGGUGGCCUUCAUGGGCGUGCCUUACGCGGCGGCUCCCAUCGGACCCCUGCGGUUCAAGCCUCCCGUGGGUCACCCCGGUUGGAGCUCGGUGCUCGACUCGACGGCGUUCCGGUCGGCGUGCCCGCAGUUCGACUACCGGGGCAGGAUUGUGGGCAACGAAGACUGCCUCUUCCUCAACGUCUUCACGCCGGGAGUCCGGCCCGGUCAGCAGCAGCCCAGCUACCCGGUGAUGGUGUUCGUCCACGGCGGCAACUUCGAGUCCGGAGCGGCCAGUCAGUACGGGCCCGAGCGUCUGGUGGACAAGGACGUCGUCGUGGUCACCAUCAACUACCGGAUAGGCAUCCUGGGGUUUCUGAGCACGGGCGACAACGUGUGUCCCGGAAACCUGGGCCUGCUGGACCAGAACCUGGCGCUCAAGUGGGUGCGCGACAACGUGGGGCACUUCGGCGGAGACCCCGGUCGGGUUACGCUCUUCGGACAGGGAUCGGGCGCCGUCAGUGUCUUCCUGCACAUCCUUUCGCCGCUCAGUCAAGGUCUGUUCCAGCGAGCCAUCGCCGAGAGCGGCUCCCCGCUCAGCGACUGGAGCAUCGAGCCCAAGCCGACCCAGUUCAAGGCCACCGUGGCCGAAGGGUCUGGCUGCAAAGGAGACGGGACCUCGUACGCCUUCAUCGAGUGCCUGUCACAGACGCCCACCAGCGAGCUCUUGCGGAUACAGCAGGAGAGCAAGAUGUUCGGAGAUUUUCCUAUCCGGACUGCCCCAGUGGUGGAAACCUUCAACCCCCAGGGCGCUUUCCUGCCUGAAGACCCGAUGACUCUGCUCGACCGCGGAGACUUCAGACGACUGCCUCUCAUUGCUGGAAUUAACAAAGACGAGACGGCAUUUUUUUAUCCCUUUCUUUCGGGCUACAUGAGGCAGCAGGCAGCGCGCAGUCCUUCCUACGUGCGGAACAUGCUGCUGCCGCAGUUCUUCAGCAGCGCUCUGCGGUACGACAGGCCGUCGCCAGAUGUCCUCGACUCAGUCGACGACUUCUACUUCAAGUACAUCAACCCUCUGGAUACCAACAACAUGAUCCGCGCUUUCAUUAACAUGUCGACGGACGCCAUGUUUGUCUCCGGCAACCACGCCACGUUGACGAGGUAUUCUCGCCACGAGCCUGCAACGCACAUGUACGUCUUCGAGUACCGCGGCGAUUCCAGCCUGCUGGACGCGCGCCUGGGCUUCCAGAGACAGCCUUUCGAUUUGGGGGUUUCGAACGGCGACGAGCUCAUCUACCUGUUCCAGGUGACGGCGGACGGGUUGCGCCCCCUGUCGAACCUCGACUAUCUCGUCAGCAACCGGAUCGUGAACCUAUGGACGGACUUCGCUAAGAGCGGGGAAGCACCGCAGUUCUCCAACUUCGAAUAUCCCCGGUGGCCGCGAGUGACGCCAAGCAACGUGUCCACGUAUGUCAUCGGUCGGGCCCUGAUACCGGCGCCAGAGUACAAGCCCGAAGCCUCGCGAUUCUGGGCCAGUGUCUCUCCCGCCCAGAUGGGAUGGCGCGACAGCUCGACCAUGUCAGGCGCCCUGGUCACAACAAGCGGCUACGUGGAGCCGCUGUAUAGGACACUCUCUUGGGCUAUGGUCGCGGUGGCCAUAGCUCUGGCCAUCGUCGUCGUUGUGCUCCUCGUUGUGCUCUACAACCAGAAGAAGAGCCAGAGCUUCCGGGCCAGUUCGGAUUUCGACAACUCUCGGAUGUCGGGAUCCACGCUCUACUGAUCCCAAAGUAGCACCACUCGAAUCCGUGGCCAUACGUAGAAAGCAAGGUUUCUGUAGGUUGUAGAGUUUUACUCUAAGCUUGUUUACAUCUUGCGGAGUGUAGGUGACUCGUUGCGUAAUUAGUAUCCUUAUCGGGCAAACAAAACCGAAGGAGAUGUCCUGCGAAGAGAGAGGCCUCCAUCUGACUCUGAUGUUUACGGUGCAGUUUUUUUCUUUUCUUUUUUGGAAGUUUAAGUUAGCAUCUUUCCGAGUGUUAACGUGCAGAUUGUUACCACACACAACCUUUCUUUCUUCAGAAUGGUCAAAUUGAUUAGAGUAUUUUCUCCAUUUGUUUGAACCUGAUGAUGUCAGUUUUUAGACAAGUCAUUUACACUCACGAACGGGCAAAUAAGUUGAAAAAUUUUACGAGAGGUACCGUGAAUGAUUCUCUAAGCUACAUACUUUUGUAGUCCUGCAGCAGAGGUCUCUGAGACAUCUGGCAAGGCAGAGUGUGGAUAUGCCUGGCUCUUUUUUUAGUCGCAGCCAAUUACAGUUUCCGUGAACUUAGCCAGGUGGCGCCAGGCAUUCUUGACGGUUUAUUAGACAUUUAGAAACGUUCGCGUGAAGUUUAUCCGAGUGUGUUGUUUCCCACUUUUUGUAUUAAUACACGCAGCGAUGAACCUGCACGAAGGGCGACGGUUACUCAGUGUUGGCUACUCAGUGACCAUGACUCCAAGUACGCCUUCUCCAAUUGUGAGGCAGUGUGUUGUGGAAGCCCUUAUGUAGUCCGUUUCUCAACUAGGACGCUCAGCUGCGUAUCAUUUCUUUCUCGGAUUAUGUUUUUGUAAAAAGCCAUUGCGAUGCAUUGUACAUAAUGUUUGAUUAUAACUUAGUAUUUAACUUUUUUUCUUUUGUAAAUGUAACUUUAAGGAAAGUAGCACGUCUAUGCCCAUAAAUGAAAGUAGUUCCCGUCCGGCACGUGUAUUACAUUGAUUACUACUUUCACCUGUGUUUUUGAGUGCGCAUCUAUGAAUCCCGCGAGAGCUAAAAACGUUGUCCCGUGAAAAUGCUCCACUUAACUGACAACGAAUAAAACAUCAUCUGUUUUUACUGUUAAAA